CAAUUUCCCAGCUUUUUCUUUCUGGCUCGAAAGCAGGUGGUUCUCUGCCGGCGUCUGCUUGGGCUUCGGGCGCCGAUCUACAAUGCCACAAAACGAAUAUAUAGAGUUACAUCGGAAGCGAUAUGGCUACCGCUUGGAUUACCAUGAGAAGAAAAGGAAGAAAGAAGGGCGUGAGGCUCAUGAGCGUUCAAAGAAAGCCAAGAAAAUGAUAGGAUUAAAAGCUAAACUGUAUCAUAAACAGCGCCAUGCAGAGAAAAUACAGAUAAAAAAGACUAUUAAAAUGCACGAAAAGAGAAAUACCAAACAGAAGAAUGAAGACAAAACCCCAGAAGGCGCUGUACCAGCAUAUUUGCUGGAUAGGGAGAGCCAGUCUCGAGCAAAAGUUCUUUCCAACAUGAUCAAACAAAAACGAAAAGAAAAAGCUGGGAAAUGGGAGGUUCCUGUGCCCAAAGUCCGGGCCCAGGGAGAAACGGAAGUGCUGAAAGUGAUUCGCACAGGAAAACGAAAGAAGAAGGCUUGGAAAAGAAUGGUUACCAAAGUGUGUUUUGUAGGGGACGGCUUUACCAGAAAACCUCCAAAAUACGAGCGCUUCAUUCGACCAAUGGGUUUGCGAUUUAAGAAAGCCCAUGUAACACAUCCAGAACUUAAAGCUACAUUUUGCCUACCUAUUCUUGGUGUAAAAAAGAAUCCGUCUUCCCCCCUCUAUACUUCUUUGGGAGUAAUCACAAGAGGUACAGUAAUCGAGGUAAACGUGAGUGAGCUUGGUCUCGUCACCCAAGGGGGAAAAGUUAUCUGGGGAAAAUAUGCACAAGUAACCAAUAAUCCAGAAAAUGAUGGGUGCAUUAAUGCAGUUCUACUUGUAUAGUGACAUUUGCCGCUAUGGAUAUGGAAGCUUUUUACACACAUAUGUGUCUCUGCAGACUUCAGAUAAAAGAAUUUGUUUCAAAACAGCCAUCUCUGAAGACAAAGGACUAUUGCAGAACUGGCUUUUCUCCAAAUAUUACCAAAAAUAAAAUAUUAUUUCUUGA
Notechis scutatus (mainland tiger snake) is the source of this 1028-nucleotide messenger RNA. RefSeq names its product NSA2 ribosome biogenesis factor (gene NSA2). The record is from RefSeq and is a predicted model, not a curated record. NCBI's taxonomy places the organism in Eukaryota, Metazoa, Chordata, Lepidosauria, Squamata, Elapidae.